Molecule: messenger RNA, 891 nt
Organism: Coccinella septempunctata (seven-spotted ladybird)
Lineage: Eukaryota; Metazoa; Arthropoda; Insecta; Coleoptera; Coccinellidae
Product: THAP domain-containing protein 3-like
Exons: 4
Coding region: 282-851 (189 amino acids)
Molecular function (GO): sequence-specific DNA binding
Source: RefSeq, a predicted model, not a curated record
UAGAACAACAGGAAGGAGCCUUUCCACGCGAAUACAAGGACAGGAAGUGAGACCGAAGUGCACCAAAUUAUGACUCAUUGUUUUGUUUUGAUAUAGGUGUCAAACGUGAAGCUUUUAUCAAAUUCAUAUCAAAUUGUUAUUUUUAGGAUAUUUUUCGAGUUAAACUGUGUUGGAUUUUGUAGAGUUGAGUGAAAUUAAGUUGUGAAGUGAAUUCUGAACUAUUUUACCUAAAGAAAUUAUUAAGAUAAGAUAUUUUUGUGGUAAGGAACUUUUUCCAGAAAAUGGUCAGUUGUGUAGCUUGUGGCUAUUCAAAAACACCAAAGAAAAACAAUUCCGGUGUAACAUUUUACAGAUUUCCUAAGGAUGAAAGACGUAGAUUUAGAUGGAUGAGUUUUGUUAAUAAGCCUGGGUUUACUCCUAACAACAGGAGCUUAUUGUGCUCCAAGCACUUCAAGGAAGAAUGUUUCAACAGAUCUUCACAAUCUGUUAUUAGAUUAUUUCCCAAUGCAUUUCCAACUAUAGAAGCUCCCCGUGUGAAAUAUAGCCUACAAUUCUCAUCUGUUGACUUUGCUAUGCAGUACAAAGGGUGUUUUUCUUCCGACAGUGCCCUGUCAACAGUCCCACCAUCACCCGAAGCUCAGCUCGUGACAGCUUCAGGUCCAGCAGGUGUCAACCUCGAUGAACAUUUUGCAAGUUCAUCGGCUCUUUCAUUUCCUUCAACACCACAGUGCCCUGGUACCCAUAGAAGAGUUACUUUGUUGCCUUUGGCCAGUUGCUUUAUGGUGUUACGGCACUUUUAUGUCAACAGAGAUCCCUGGCAGGGUGAUACCAUGGACCAAGGCGUGGCCUAAACUCCUUGAUUGCAACAAAAUCAAAGGGUGGUUUGAGUUA